This is a messenger RNA of Dermochelys coriacea (leatherback sea turtle), 4447 nucleotides long. RefSeq names its product matrix metallopeptidase 16 (gene MMP16). Gene Ontology annotation, molecular function: metalloendopeptidase activity; zinc ion binding. The transcript is spliced from 11 exons. Lineage: Eukaryota; Metazoa; Chordata; Testudines; Dermochelyidae. Gene Ontology annotation, biological process: proteolysis; skeletal system development; extracellular matrix organization. Bases 620 to 2464 code for a protein of 614 amino acids. Gene Ontology annotation, cellular component: extracellular matrix. The record is from RefSeq and is a predicted model, not a curated record.
GUGUGUGUUAAACUCACUCAUCCCACUCCCUUGCUUGGAAAUCUGUUCAUUCAAACAGUUCUAGCCGCUUGUAAGAGAGCUCCUGCCCUAGAGGGUGGAUCAGGUCCAUGCCAGCACAGCCAGACAGACAGCCUGUCUCCUUUAAGAUGUAUGUGAGGAAGCCGACUCUGGAGGAGGAGUUAUGUAGAUUACAGAUGAACAUUCUGGAGUGGAGGAGAGAAGAGAGAGGAGAGGCACAAGCACAGGCAGGGCAGGGGAGCGCAGGCAGCCAGGCAGCAAAGGCCUUGCCGAGCAGGAGCAGGAGGGGGAGGAGGAGGAGGAGGACACAGAGGCGGCUGCUGUGCAAAGGGAGAAGCCUUGCAGGAGCUGCAGCUGUACUUGGACGCCACAUUCUCCCCUUACGGGACCGAAGAUGAGUAAGAGCUGACCCUGCUGCUGCUGCUAUCUGUGUUGUGGAGUGAAGUGUCUUGUUUCUCCUCCUCUUCCUCCUCCCCUGUUGUGGGUGAACCUGUAUUAAGGGUUCUUCACCAACACUGGGGACUGUUGGUUUGUGUAAGGGGACGGAGAGAGAGAGAGCAGAGAGAAAGAGGCUCUUCCAUCCACUGAGGCGCAGUUCACUAUGAUCUUACUCGCAUUCAGCGCUGGAAGCCGGUUGGAUUUCGUACAUCAUCCCAGGGUGUUUUUCUUGCAAACCUUGCUUUGGAUUUUAUGUGCCCCCGUGUGCACAGCGGAGCAGUAUUUCAAUGUGGAGGUAUGGUUACAAAAGUAUGGCUACCUUCCACCAACUGACCCCAGCAUGUCGGUGUUACGCUCUGCAGAGACCAUGCAAUCAGCUAUAGCUGCCAUGCAGCAGUUCUAUGGCAUUAAUAUGACAGGAAAAGUGGACAGGAACACAAUUGAUGAUAUCACCUUAAGUUGGAUGAAGAAGCCUCGAUGUGGUGUGCCUGACCAGAGAAGAGGUAGCUCCAAGUUUAACAUUCGUCGAAAACGAUAUGCAUUAACGGGACAGAAGUGGCAACACAAACAUAUCACUUACAGCAUAAAGAACGUCACUCCAAAAGUAGGUGAUGCCGAAACUCGCAAAGCCAUUCGCCGUGCCUUUGAUGUGUGGCAGAAUGUAACUCCUCUGACAUUUGAAGAAGUUCCUUACAUUGAAUUAGAAAAUGGCAAGAGGGACGUGGAUAUUACAAUAAUUUUUGCAUCUGGUUUUCAUGGAGACAGUUCUCCCUUUGAUGGGGAGGGAGGAUUUUUGGCCCAUGCUUACUUCCCUGGGCCAGGAAUUGGGGGAGACACUCAUUUUGACUCAGACGAGCCAUGGACUUUGGGAAAUCCUAAUCAUGAUGGAAAUGAUCUAUUUUUAGUUGCAGUGCAUGAACUGGGGCAUGCUCUAGGCUUGGAGCAUUCCAAUGACCCUACUGCAAUCAUGGCUCCAUUUUACCAGUAUAUGGAAACAGACAACUUCAAACUACCUAAUGAUGAUUUACAGGGCAUUCAGAAGAUAUAUGGUCCACCUGACAAGAUCCCACCACCAACAAGACCUCUGCCAACAGUGCCCCCGCAUCGUUCUGUCCCUCCAGCAGACCCUCGGAAGAAUGACAGGCAGCCUAAGCCACCUCGGCCGCCCACUGCUGACAAACCUUCCUAUCCUGGAGCCAAACCAAACAUCUGUGAUGGGAACUUCAACACUCUAGCUAUUCUUCGCAGGGAAAUGUUUGUUUUCAAGGAUCAGUGGUUUUGGCGUGUUAGAAACAACAGGGUGAUGGAUGGAUACCCCAUGCAGAUUACCUACUUCUGGAGGGGUUUGCCUCCAAGUAUCGAUGCAGUCUAUGAAAACAGCGAAGGGAAUUUUGUUUUCUUUAAAGGUAACCAGUUCUGGGUCUUCAAGGAUACCACUCUCCAGCCAGGGUACCCUCAUGAUUUGAUAACACUUGGAAAUGGAAUUCCUCCCCAUGGUAUUGAUUCAGCAAUUUGGUGGGAGGACGUUGGGAAAACCUACUUCUUCAAAGGAGAUAGGUACUGGAGAUACAGUGAAGAAAUGAGGUCUAUGGACCCUGGUUAUCCCAAACCAAUCACAAUCUGGAAAGGUAUCCCAGAAUCUCCUCAGGGAGCCUUUGUCCACAAAGAAAAUGGCUUCACAUAUUUCUACAAAGGAAAGGAGUAUUGGAAAUUCAAUAACCAGAUGCUUAGGGUGGAACCUGGAUAUCCCAGAUCCAUCCUCAAGGAUUUUAUGGGUUGUGAUGGACCAACAGACCGGGACAAAGACCGACACAGCCCUCAAGAUGACGUGGACAUUGUCAUCAAACUGGACAACACAGCCAGCACUGUGAAAGCCAUAGCCAUUGUCAUUCCCUGCAUCCUGGCCUUGUGCCUCCUUGUCUUGGUUUACACUGUAUUCCAGUUCAAGAGGAAAGGAACACCCCGUCACAUACUGUACUGCAAACGCUCUAUGCAAGAGUGGGUGUGAUGUAGGGGGUUUUUGGUCUCCCAGGAGUUUGUAGUAACUUGAGAUUCAACAUAAGAGCUGUUGUGUGGUUUCCUAGCUAGGAGCAGGAAUCUGUCAGCCUGAAUCAGAGCUGAUCUUUAAAACCCAGGGGGUUGCCUGUCCUGCACAUGAGUGGGGAUUCACUCUACUGGGAAUCUUCCAUGAUAGACAGAAUCUGCCGUUUUUUCAGUCCUUUGUCUUUCUUUGUCAUUUGGUUCCAGACCUUUCCUCUGCACGCUCAAUACCCAAUAAACUAUCAGGAUUAACUAAUGAAGAGGAAAAAAGAAAAGAAAAAUCCAGUGUUUCUACAGUUUUUCCCCUAAAGCCUGUUCCCCUUUGAAAAUAAUUUUGCUGAAAGUAAACGUUUUGUUUUGUUUUUUUUUAAUUAAAAACAACACAACAACCCACAUUGAACUUUCAGGAAAGUGUGAAGACCCAAACAGCUUUGUCUCCAAAGAGGACUGCUUUCUGUCUGCUAUGGAUAUAGUUGUAUACUCCUACACACGAUUUUUGUCAAGUGGGAGACCAGGAUGACAUGCAGGACUUCAGACUGUUCGGACAGCCAUUUUCCAACAAACAAGGGGCCAAAAUAUCUGCAAUAUUGUAACAGCCUUAAUGAUACAUUCAUUUUGUGUUUUAUACAGCUGUUCUGAGCUACGUCCUCAAUGUUUUAACACAUUUAUAUUCAUUACUAUAUUUCAAACGGAACCUUUUUAUUGUUUCUUUCUUUUGUUCAUUUUCCUGCAUCAUUUUUUUCCCAAGCUGUACCAGUCCAACUGCCCCAGGCCUUUCAUAGGUCUGUCAGGAAUACUCAUUCCAAAGCAUAGUGAAAAAAGCAUGCCUCUGAAGUGGAUUGCAAUGAACUAAAGUGACAGUCAUGUUAUAGAGAAAAUUGACACUAGCAUUAUAUUGGUGAACCCUUUGAGAACUAUAGGAUUAGCUUUUAGAGUCUGAAGGAUGCUAAUCUUGGUUGCCAUGGAAGUAUAGAACUGCAGAAGCGGUAUGUGGAAAUACAGGUUAAUGAAAUUCAGGUUUUUAAAACAGAUAUCCUAUAAGUGUAAGUAAGGGCUUUUAAUUACUUGCAUUAUUGAUAAAAAUCAUUUAUAACAAAUGAACAGAAACAAAAAUAUAUUUGCCAGCUACUUUCUGGUAAAAUAAAUACUUAUUUUAAUAACUUGUAGCACUCACAUAGGAUUUUUUGAACUGGCUAUAGUUUUACUGCUUAGCCUUUUAUCUUAGACCUAUUGAAUUUCUGUUUUAAACUAUGUUGCAUGAUAAUUCAAUUUGCCUUGGUAAAUGAAUACAUGAAGAUAGUGUUCGAAAGGAAAGUUAAAAUGAUGACUCUGAUGUUGCAUGAAUAUCGGGUGAAUUACCUAUUGCAUGUUUAACAUAGUUCUCAAAGGGUUAGUCAGAUCUCUGGCAUUUAGCUCUACAUUAAAUCACUGACAGAGCCAAGGGACCACCAAAGCAUUUUGUCAUUGUGUGUAAUUUGUGCUAACAGCAGUAUUGUCAUUUUCAUGUGACCUGCAGAGCAGGUUUGUAUCAAUAUUUUUUUCCUAGAGAAAAGUCAGUAACUGACAGACCUCUUUAUUGAUUUUAGGAGCUGCUUCUUGCAGUGAUAGGCUUUACAGUCAUUGGGCUGUGAACUUAUUAGAGAUGGUCAGAAUGAAUGCACCCCAUGAGUCAGACACCUGGCUUUGUAUGAAAGCCAGGAUUUGAGGGGAGUCGCUUUUGAAAUAAUGAACAGCUUGCCUUGAAUUUGAUUAUUGAUCUGUUGACUGUCAUUACCAAGUUAAACAUUGUCUUCUGUGAAAAGCUUCACUGUCUGAAUUUCCUUAAAUUGCACUGUCCUAUGUCUUUGCUCUUUGACCUUUAACUUGCAAACUGGCACAAACUGAAGAUAAUCUGGUGUUGCUAAUCAGUUUGGAUUAGUUUUUGUUUUUAAAUGGCCUGAUAUUAAUUAUC